CCUCUCCAUAUCUUUUAGCUAGCUAGACAAAAUUAGCCAAAUCGUUUUACAUAUCUUUACUGUUUUGAGGUGUCUGAUUCCUAUUAGUUGUAACAGUAUAAUUAUAACUUAUAAAUACUCCAUAAAUACAUUUGUAAUUUUAAACAUGUUUUCGCUUGAAUUUUUUUAGAAGUUUAUUUAUCUGUUAACUAAUCUUUCCUAAGCAUAAACAAACAUGGGUUGUUGUUGCACAAAGCAGAGGAGCAAAUGUGAAGAUUCAGCUGUUUUAGCAGCUAAUACUCAUUUCAAUGUGACUGAAGUGGAGAACUUGUAUGAGUUAUUCAAAAGAUUAAGCAGUUCUGUUGUUGAUGAUGGCUUCAUCACCAAGGAAGAAUUCCAAAUUGGAUUGUUCAGAAACAAAAGAAAAGAAACUCUUUUUGCUGAUAGGAUAUUCAAUCAGUUUGAUUCAAAACAUGAUGGACGUAUAGAUUUCGAAGAGUUUAUACAAGCGUUAAGUAUCUUCCAUCCGAAUGCACUCUUAACAGAAAAAGCUUCCUUUGCAUUUCAGCUGUAUGAUAUUUGGGAAACUGGUUAUAUCGAGCCUGACGAGGUUAGAGUGAUGCUUUUAGCUCUUCUUGAUGAGUCUGAUCUGAUCCUUUCAGACGACAUUAUCCAAUUAAUAAUCGACAAGACAUUUGAAGAAGCCGAUUUUAAAUGUGAUGGGAAGAUCGAUCCAGAAGAGUGGGAGGCAUUUGUAGCAAGAUUUCCUUCCAUUUUGAAGAAUAUGACUAUUCCAUAUUUGAAGGAUAUCCCAACAGAAUUUCCAAGUUUUGUGCAGAGGAAAGAUACACAAGAAGAAGAAUAGACAACAUUUUCAUCUAUCAAUGUUGAAAUAAUUGCUUAACUAGAGUACGAAGAACGAAUCUUAUGUUGCACCCUGGAAGACCUGCUCGUUCAAGCUCAUGCAAUGCUCGUUUGAGCAGAUGGAUCAGAAUCUCACUGUUUAAUGUGCACAGGUCUGCUCGUUCGAGCUCUUACCCACUCGUUCAAGCAUCCAUUCAACUUCACAUUCUGUCUCCUCUGAACUCAAGGCUCGUUCAAGGCAUAAAACCAGUCACACAUAAGACUCUUAAACUUCGGCAUUCAUCAUGACUUGUAACACAUUCUUUAUUGCAUAAGUUUAGGACACAACUUAAUUCCUCCAUUAAUUAUCACACUUUAAACACCACAUUCAAUCACCAUUUCAAAACACCAACUUAAAUCACCCAUUAAUCAUCCACAUAGGAUUUCAUCCCGUGAGUCACACAUGAAUGCACACUUGAAUUUGUGCACUCAAGUCACACCAUUAAAUCUCAACAAAUGUAAUUAUAUAUAUAUAUAUAUAUAUAUAUAUAUAUAUAUAUAU
Amaranthus tricolor (Joseph's coat) is the source of this 1384-nucleotide messenger RNA. Its product is annotated as calcineurin B-like protein 7. Lineage: Eukaryota; Viridiplantae; Streptophyta; Magnoliopsida; Caryophyllales; Amaranthaceae. Gene Ontology annotation, molecular function: calcium ion binding; kinase binding. Bases 215 to 844 code for a protein of 209 amino acids. Gene Ontology annotation, biological process: calcium-mediated signaling. The transcript is spliced from 9 exons. The record is from RefSeq and is a predicted model, not a curated record.